AUUCAUCCAACACUACUCCAAGUUUAAUUUCCCACACCAAACCUCAGCUCCCACCGAUCGGUUCCAUCAACCUAACAAUCCCUCGCUUGUUAGCCCGCGCGCGUGUGUCGUGUGCGCUGCGUGCGUCCCAUGGCUCAGCCUCGCGUGCACCCAAACGCGGCGGCGGCGGCGGGUGACCUGGAGAUGGGCGGCAACGGCGGCGUGUUCCCGCCGCUGCCAGUUCGCGGGCAGCCCGCCUCCGUGAACCAGCAGCAGCUCGGCGGCGGCCCCCACACCUGGGUGGGCAACGACGCCAACACGCUGCUGGUGGUGGCCACGCUGAUCACCACGCUCACCUACCAGCUCGGCACCAGCAUCCCCGGCGGCUACUGGCAGCAGGACACGACGGCGGCGUCGAGGGACGGCAAGGAGCAGGUCACGUACCGCGCCGGCGACCCCAUCAUGCGCGACCUGCACCGGCCAAGGUACUGGGUGUUCAUGGGCGCGAGCUGGGUGGGGUUCGCGAGCUCCAUGAUGAUGACGCUGAGCCUGCUGGUGCGGAUGCCCGUUGACUCGCGCCACGUGCGCUGGUCCUUCGUGGUGGCCUACUCCAGCCUGGUGCUCACCUUCGUGGUGUCGCAGCCCAAGACGCACCUGUCGCUGGACCUCCUCAUCUGGGCCGCCGUCCUCGUCUUCCUCUGGAUCAUCGUCAGCCUCCACCCGGACCGCCGCGCGCGCGUCAUCCAGGAGCUCUGCUGCGGUGGCCGCGAUACCUGAAGCAGAGCAAACCCCGACGUACCACGAAUGAUUAGUUGUUGCUUUUUUUUUUGGUGACGAUGGGGUAAUUGACUGUCUUUUCUCUUAUAGUCAACCAAGAUGUAAACAAAAUCCCACUGAACAAGGUAGCCAGAGCCUAUGUCCUUGAUUGAGCGCUAUAGUAGUCUAUAUUCGUAUCAAGUAGAAUCUAGAUAGGCAGAUGAACACGCUGGCAUGAUUUAGCGUAAUCUUUUCGGCACCCGCCUACAAUUUAAAAAACUAGACUAGAUAUUUCCAAGUCAACGUGUAAGGAAAAAACAAAAAUCAAUGGCCAUUCGCUAG
This is a messenger RNA of Zea mays, 1077 nucleotides long. RefSeq lists its product as uncharacterized. The record is from RefSeq and is marked validated. Gene Ontology annotation, cellular component: plasma membrane. NCBI's taxonomy places the organism in Eukaryota, Viridiplantae, Streptophyta, Magnoliopsida, Poales, Poaceae.